Quercus robur (English oak) is the source of this 1793-nucleotide messenger RNA. Its product is annotated as UPF0481 protein At3g47200-like. NCBI's taxonomy places the organism in Eukaryota, Viridiplantae, Streptophyta, Magnoliopsida, Fagales, Fagaceae. The transcript has 3 exons. The record is from RefSeq and is a predicted model, not a curated record. The coding region runs from base 350 to 1699 and encodes 449 amino acids.
UUUUGAGAAUUGCUAUGAAGUGUACAGAAGUAGAAGAUUGUUUCUUAGAUAUGAGUGAGUUUAAGCUAUGAGUGAGAAGAGAGAGAAUCAAGUAGUCUUAGCCUUGCUUCGUUGGACAUGAUCUUUAUCAUAUUCUGCUGUUUCUUGGAGUCAAGUUUAGAAGGCUGAAGCAUUUUCUUUCAAAUACAAUUCGCAGCUUGAUCCUUUGACUAUAAUAUUUUGAGCUUCAAGGAUGUUUUUCCACACACAAGAUGAUUUGGUUUCUGUUACACCACCAUGAAGGAGCAAUAUGAAGCAAAGUACCUAGCCUUGAGAGCUUGGUGUAGUAAGGAAAAAAGGAACCUGGUAUAUGAAAAAGAUGUUCAGUUCUGAUAUUAUCAUUGACGUUAAAGAUGUCACGCCCGCCCAGCGGCACCCCAUGUGUUGCAUCUACAAGGUCCCCAACAAACUUCGCGAGGUAAAGGAAGAAGCCUACACUCCAAAGCUUAUUUCAAUAGGCCCUGUACAUCACAACAAGAAGGAACUCGAGAAUAUGGAACGUUUGAAACUAAAAUAUUUCAAGGAAUUCUUUUGCCAGACAACUUGUAAAGGCCAGAAGGAAUUUGCAGACAUCAUUGAGAACAGAGAAGAGACUAUCCGCCAUUGUUAUGCAGAAGAGAUCUCAUCUUCUUUACCCGAAAAGAAAGAUUUCUUGCAAAUGAUUCUAUUGGAUUCUAUCUUUAUCAUUGAGCUCUUCUUGAGGACUGCUGCAAGGGAAGGAUAUGAAAAGGAUGAUUAUAUAUUAAGUAAACCAUGGCUGGAGGAAGGCAUAAAGCAUGACUUGAUAUUACUUGAGAAUCAACUUCCAUUUUUUAUUCUUGAUGAUUUAUAUCGUCACAUUGGAAGGUUUCCAGGCUUUCAUAAUUCUUUUCUUAACCUUGCCUGGAAUUACUUUUUUCCCAAUGACAACUGCAAGAACAUACCCAAAAAGAAGGAAGUAAAACAUUUCACUGAUUUGCAGAGAUAUUUCUUCUAUUCACCCAAAUUGGAAAGUAGUGACAGAAUUAUUGAACAUCUAUAUAGUGCAACAAAGCUGGACACAGCAGGAUUGAAUUUCAAGAAGUGGGAGAAAAAACCACCAGAAGAAGAUAGACGUUUGCUUGACAUUCAAAUCAAGAAGCCGGAUCCCUUGGAAAUUUUUCCAUGCUUCAAUUGUUCAUGGCUCUUGCAUUGCUUACCUUGCUUGAAAUGCUUUUGGUGCUUGAAACGUAUGCAAACUAGCUUGGUAAUCCCACCCUUUGUGAUAAAUCAUGGAACUGAACACAUUUUCCGAAACAUCAUGGCCUUGGAGCAGUGUCAUUAUCCAAAAGAAGCUUACAUAUGCAAUUAUAUCGUGCUAUUGGAUUUUCUUAUAAACACUAGAGACGAUGCGGAGUUGCUUGUUGACAAAAAGAUUAUUGUUCACUCGCUAGGCAGCAAUAAAGAAGUUGCCAAAAUGGUUAACAAACUUGGCAAAGAAAUUGUGGAAAAAAAUUCAUGUUACCUUAAGGUCGCUGAAAAUCUUAAUGAACAUUAUGAAAACUGGUGGAAUAAAAAUAUUGCAUCCUUGAAAACAGUAUAUUUCCGUGAUAUUUGGAGAGGCACCGCAACUUUUGUUGGAAUUAUAGUCCUGCUUGUAACUAUCGGCAAUUUCCUUAGGCCUUUUGUCUAUCACAAAUAAGUUUCCUUUAUUAUGGUACUGUAAUAUCAGUUGGAAAUUUGGCUUUGGUUGUAGUUUUUUUGAAAAUAAUUAUGAUUAAGUUUAGCUUGUGAUA